This is a messenger RNA of Knipowitschia caucasica, 2595 nucleotides long. The record is from the annotation of a GenBank genome assembly. Lineage: Eukaryota; Metazoa; Chordata; Actinopteri; Gobiiformes; Gobiidae.
AUGGUUGCAAACAUCGCUAGUCAGAGUCCUGUUGAUGGGAGACUCCUCUUCCCUGAGCCCUGGAUCGACUGCAGCACAAUGAUGGAUGAGCAGGAGGUGCUGAACUCCAUCAUGCAGGAUUUGGCUGAACUGCAUCGCUCCAGUCGACCGGCUAUGUUCCUGAACGACCUGAAGAGCAAGACCUCCUCCCCCAAGAACCAGUACACUACAGCCAUGUACCAGUACACUACAGCCAUGUACCAGUGCACUACAGCCAUGUACCAGUACACUACAGCCAUGUACCAGUACACUACAGCCAUGUACCAGUGCACUACAGCCAUGUACCAGUGCACUACAGCCAUGUACCAGUGCACUACAGCCAUGUACCAGUGCACUACAGCCAUGUACCAGUGCACUACAGCCAUGUACCAGUACACUACAGCCAUGUACCAGUACACUACAGCCAUGUACCAGUACACUACAGCCAUGUACCAGUACACUACAGCCAUGUACCAGUACACUACAGCCAUGUACCAGUGCACUACAGCCAUGUACCAGUGCACUACAGCCAUGUACCAGUGCACUACAGCCAUGUACCAGUGCACUACAGCCAUGUACCAGUACACUACAGCCAUGUACCAGUACACUACAGCCAUGUACCAGUACACUACAGCCAUGUACCAGUACACUACAACCAUGUACCAGUACACUACAGCCAUGUACCAGUACACUACAGCCAUGUACCAGUACACUACAGCCAUGUACCAGUACACUACAGCCAUGUACCAGUACACUACAGCCAUGUACCAGUACACUACAGCCAUGUACCAGUACACUACAGCCAUGUACCAGUACACUACAACCAUGUACCAGCACACCACAACUACUAACGACGUUCGGGUGAAGUUUGAGUUCAAAGGGGAGAGGAGGAUUUUACAGUUCCCUCGUCCGGUGAAACUGGACGAGCUUCGGGACAAAGCCAAAGUGGCUUUUGGUCAAAACAUGGACCUGCACUACACUAACAACGAGUUGGUGAUUCCACUGUCGACGCAGGACGAUCUGGACAAAGCUGUGGAGCUGCUGGACAGAAGUUUUCAUAUGAAGAGCCUGAAGAUCCUCUUGGUGCUGCAGACCAACUCCCAGAGUUCUCUGUCAAACAGGGAGCUGCUGCCGUCUCAUGAGGAACUGGACAACACAGGCUUCGCUCUGAUCGGGUCUCAGUCCGACCGCUCCUCGCCGCCUCCAGGCUACAUCCCCGACGCCUUGCAGCACGUGGCCCGAAACGGCUCCUUCACCAGCAUCAUCAGUGAAGGAGAGUUCAUCCCAGAGAGCAUGGACCAGAUGUUGGACCCUUUGUCGAUGAGCAGUCCAGAGAACUCGGCGUCUGGGAGCUGUCCGUCUCUCGACAGUCCUCUCGACAGCGAUUAUCCAAAGUCCAGGAUGCCCCGAGCGCAGAGCUAUCCAGACAACCACCAGGAUUUCCCAGAGUACGACAUCCCCGUGUUCGAGAAGUCAGGGAAAGGAGGAACGUACCCGCGGCGCUACGGGGUUCCAUUCAGCCCACAAGACUACAGCGAUGGCCGUAAGACGUUCCCGCGAGCCCGCCGCUCUCAGGUUCAUGGCUUCAGGUCUCCCGUCAGCUUCAGUCCCACAGACCAGUCCCCGAGCACCAGCAGCGGCAGCAGUGUGUUCAGUCCAGACGCAGAGGACUGUGCUUCCCGCAGGACGCCCAGAGGAAGUGACGUGGAGCCCAACCCAAGCUCCGCCCCCACGCUGUCAGUCAUGGACAUCAGCCCGCCCAGCCGCUCUCCUCGUGCUCCCACAAACUGGCGUCUGGGGAAGCUGCUAGGGCAAGGCGCCUUCGGGAGGGUGUAUCUGUGCUAUGACGCAGAUACAGGGAGAGAGCUGGCAGUGAAGCAGGUGCAGUUCGACCCAGACAGCCCCGAGACCAGCAAGGAGGUGGGAGCUCUGGAGUGUGAGAUCCAGCUGCUGAAGAACCUGUGUCAUGAGAGGAUCGUCCAGUACUACGGCUGUCUGCGGGACACGAUGGAGCGAACUCUGUCUAUCUUCAUGGAGUACAUGCCAGGGGGGUCGAUAAAGGACCAGCUGAAGGCGUACGGAGCUCUGACAGAGAACGUGACGCGCCGAUACACGCGCCAGAUCUUGGAGGGCGUGUCUUAUCUCCAUAGCAACAUGAUCGUGCACCGUGACAUCAAAGGAGCGAAUAUUUUGCGAGACUCUGUGGGGAACGUGAAGCUGGGAGACUUCGGAGCGAGUCGCCGCCUCCAGACCAUCUGUCUCUCAGGGACAGGCAUGAAGUCUGUGACAGGGACGCCGUACUGGAUGAGUCCUGAGGUCAUCAGCGGAGAGGGCUACGGCCGCAAAGCUGACAUCUGGAGUGUGGGCUGUACUGUGGUGGAGAUGCUGACACAGCGUCCCCCGUGGGCAGAGUUCGAGGCGAUGGCGGCCAUCUUUAAAAUUGCCACUCAGCCGACAAACCCCGUGCUGCCGGCGCACGUGUCGGAUCACUGCCGCGAGUUCCUGCGCCGCAUCUUUGUGGAGACCAAACAGCGGCCGAGUGCCGACGAGCUGCUGCGACACUUCUUUGUACAUUAG